Molecule: messenger RNA, 1155 nt
Organism: Acanthamoeba castellanii str. Neff
Lineage: Eukaryota; Discosea; Longamoebia; Acanthamoebidae
Product: RNA recognition motif domain containing protein
Exons: 9
Coding region: 1-1155 (384 amino acids)
Molecular function (GO): RNA binding
Source: RefSeq, a predicted model, not a curated record
AUGGGACGAACAAGUAGCAGUGGCCGAAAGGGGACAGCAGUGGGGGAACCCAAGGCGUGGCCCAAGGAGCAGCUGCUCAAGGAGGCCUACGAGCUCCACCGGCAGCGCAAGAAGGCCCUCGCCCUCAACCCGCGGCCCAGGCCCGACUCUGCCGGCAGCGGCAGCGGCAAGCAGUCGGCCGGCGCCAACGCGCCCGCCCCGUCGCUCGCCACCUCACGACGCGACUCCAGCGGCACUCUGGGCGACGCCACCAAGCAGGCCCGCGCGUCGCUGGCGGCGGCACCGCUGGCGGGAGAGACAAAGGACACGGGCUUCAAGCGACCGGCCAAGCUACAGCGGAAGCUCGACGAAAUAAAGGAGAACCCUCUGGCGCCGGAGGAGAAGCCCGCCAAGAAGCGACGCACCUCCGGAGACGAAGGAAGGCCCACCGAGGAGCAGCCGGCUCCCUACUACGCCCCCUAUGCAGGAGGCUACUCUCGGGGCCACCUCGAGGAGCCCGUGGAUGGCGACUACUACCCCACCACCAUCUUCGUGGGCGGCCUCGCCGACGACGUCGAGGAGCGGGACCUCGAGCGAGUGUUCUCCCGCUUCGGCCCCAUUGACGCCAUCCGCCUCAUCAGCAACAAGAACUUCGGGUUCAUCAAGUUCAGGACGCCCGACGCGUGUCAGGCGUCGAUCCUGGGCAUGAACGGCGAAAUCCUCAACGGCUCCCGCGUGCGCGUCGAUCGGGCGAGGGUGGCCCGGCCCCCCUGGCAACGCCGGCCCUGGGGCGAACGCCGCCCUUACCCCCCGCGAGACGACGGCCAUGGCGGUGGUGGCGACGACUACUACCGAGGCGGUCCUCCCGAUGGCUCGGACUACGGGAGCGGAGGAGGCGGCGGCGGCGGGUACAUGCCGCGGGAUCGGGAGCGAGAGCCGCCCUACGGCCUGGCCUCCCUUCGGGGCGAGUCGACGCCGGUGCCCUUCCCGCCCACCCCGCAGCAGCAGCAGCAGCCCUACUCCGCCCCUCCACCAUCCGCCUCUUCCCCCUCCCUCGUCCCGCCUCAGCCCGGCAACCCGCCCCAACGCGACCGAUCGCCCGAGGGCAGCCCAGGGCUGGAGGCGGACUCAGGCGAGUCUUCAAGCCGGCGGGCUGUGCAGUACGACGACCUGUAA